AUGUCGGGUUUUGGUGGUGCUCAGGAGAAUAUAGAGGUUGUUGGUGCAGUUUUGGAUAAUGUUGCUGCGUUGUCCCAGGCUGUGAACUCCUUGGAGGACUUGGAUGUGAAUUUCUACAGGUCCAUUGAUUCAGAAUUUUCACAGAAUAUUGACAAAACUGGAAGUUCCCUAUUGAAAAUCAUCAAUGACCUAGUAAAGUGUGUUGAUUCUGAUGGUUUUAAGGCACAGGAACCACCAAUCGACGAAUAUGGCGAGGACAGCUUGAAUGACAAUUGGAAAAAAGUCUCAAAUGCCUUUGACAAUAUCCUUGAGAAAUCUGAUAUCUCAUUCGACCUGUAUCUAAGAAAUAAAAAUAAUAUUGAGAACCUGAUGAUUAAUAAAAAUGCAAACAGCAAACCCAGUGAUGUCCAUAUAAACAACAACCCUACUAAUAACCAUAAUAAUAAAGAUUCAGAGUUUACUUAUUUAGACGAUGGACAAGAAAAUGUUGCUUCCAAUCAAAAUAGAAGAAUCGAAAAACCCCAAUUGAAAUUUAAAAUUCCAGUUGAUAAUUCUGAAAAUGGUCCAUUCAAACCAAAGAUAUCUUCUAAACCCAAUGCGUUGACUCCAUUUGACCAAGUUUAUAACUUGGUUCAGUAUGACUAUAAAUCUUCAAACUUGAAAUCUUCCAACAGUCUGGAUACAAAUAUGGAUACAGAUUCUGAAAUUGAUAACCCAUUUCAUUACAACCAUCCUUAUCAAUACGAAAUUCAGAACCAACCUUAUCCUGAAUCGAUAUUAUUUAAAUCAGAACCAAUACCGAGCAAAGACUGGAAUAAUACUACAGCAAUUUGGAUCGACACUACUAAAAAAUUAAACAAAAUGAUAGAGCAUUUAAAGAUUCAAAGCGAGAUUGCUGUUGACUUGGAACAUCAUGAUUAUCGAACUUAUUAUGGUUUAGUCUGUUUAAUGCAGAUCUCAUCAAGAGAAAAUGACUAUAUAAUAGACACAUUAAAAUUAAGAGAUGAGUUGUCUCCUCUAAAUCUAAUUUUUACAGAUCCUAAUAUCAUAAAAGUAUUUCAUGGUGCGUUUAUGGAUAUAAUUUGGUUGCAAAGAGAUUUAGGUCUCUACAUUGUUAGUCUAUUCGACACUUAUCAUGCUUCAAGGUUACUAGGCUUCCCAAAGCACAGUUUAGCUUAUCUUUUAGAAACUUUUGCUAAAUUUAAAACCUCUAAAAAAUAUCAGUUGGCUGAUUGGAGAAUAAGACCUUUAACAAAUAUAAUGCUUCAAUAUGCUAGAAGUGAUACUCAUUUUCUACUAUAUAUUUUUGAUAUUCUAAAAAAAUUACUACUUGAAAAAGAUUUGUUAAAAAAUGUCUUGUAUGAAUCUAGACAAGUUGCAAAGAGAAAAUUCGAAUAUAACAAAUUCGCUCCAGCUGAAUAUGAUAGUAACAUUGUUUCUCCAAACAUUUCUAGAAAUUUUGAUAAAAGAGAACCUUGGAGAUCCUUAAUUACACAAUAUAAUAUUCCCUUCUCAAAAGAAAUUACUCUAAUAAACUUGUUCAAAUGGAGAGAUCAAACUGCUAGAGAUUUAGAUGAAUCUGUUAGUUACAUCAUGCCAAACCAAUUUCUAAUUUCUUUAGUUAUAUCUUGUCCAACAGAUGUUCCUGGCAUUUUAUCCUGCUCAAAUUUUAUUCCAGAUGCUGUAAGGUCAAAUGUUAAAAGGAUUGCAGAAAUAAUCCAAGAUUCUUUAAUUGAGCUGAAAAAUAUUGUUUUUGAUCAUGUAGUGCCAAAAAACUCAAACUAUCUUCAAAACAAUAACUACCGAUUUAAAAUUGAAGAUGAUUAUUCCAUCGAUGAAAGAACUGUAAAUAAAUUAACUUCUAAUUUUAACAAAUUACUUAAUCUUAGUAAUUACAGACUGAAACCAAACCUUAAUCUCAUUAAAUCAAACUCGAGGCUUUUUUCUAAUAAUAUGAUCUUAACAAAAAAUAAUGUUAACGAUUAUAUAUGGUGUGUUAAUUUUGAUAGCUUUAGUAACAUAAAGUCCAAAGAUAUCAAUGAUUUAAUAGAAAGAAAAAAUAAAAUUGACAAUGCACUUAAUAAUAGUGAAAAUCUUCUUCAGACAAAGAUGAACCUCAACGAAAAAGUUGAACAAAAAAUAACCACUGAAAAUCAAAAUAUAAUGAUUAUUGAUGAUGAUGAUGAUGAUGAUAAUGAUGAUGAUAAUGAUAGUGAUGAAGAAAAAUCAAAAAAACUUAAAAAGGAAAAAUUGGAUCCAAGAGAAGUAAUUGUUUUACGUACACGAAAUCUUACUCUAACUAACAAGAAAUCCGAACCUGUUUCUGAGGUUAUCUCUGAUAAAAUUGAUUAUUCAUCCACCGAAAAGAAAUUCUUGAAAAAAGAUGCAAAAAAGGCUACCAAAAAGAGAAAGGCAUGGAAUCCAUAUACUGCACAAGUUGAAGGAAUUCAACCAGUGAAAAGAAUUCACAGAAAGAAUAACACAAAGAGCGUUUCAUAUAAAAAGUAA
Messenger RNA from Ascoidea rubescens DSM 1968, 2508 nucleotides. It is a transcript of the gene RRP6, whose product is annotated as exosome nuclease subunit RRP6. The transcript has a single exon. Gene Ontology annotation, biological process: nuclear polyadenylation-dependent snRNA catabolic process; nuclear polyadenylation-dependent antisense transcript catabolic process; nuclear polyadenylation-dependent CUT catabolic process. The coding region runs from base 1 to 2508 and encodes 835 amino acids. Gene Ontology annotation, cellular component: nucleolus; nuclear exosome (RNase complex). The record is from RefSeq and is a predicted model, not a curated record. NCBI's taxonomy places the organism in Eukaryota, Fungi, Ascomycota, Saccharomycetes, Ascoideales, Ascoideaceae. Gene Ontology annotation, molecular function: nucleic acid binding; nucleotide binding; 3'-5'-RNA exonuclease activity.